CGCCACUUACCAGUCCUCCUUUUCCUCUCUAAUAUUGAGUAUGGAACUGCUAAUAAUCAAUGCAGGACAGAGGUAAACAUACAAGGUAUGGCUCUCAAGCGAUCCGUCUUUAAAAGGUGGUCGGUGGCGGCUCCACAUCUUUGCGAUGUGAAAUGUGGACAAGAGAUCACGUGCCAGAGCUAUAACUACAAUAGGAAAUACAAGAUAUGUGAACUUAAUAACCGCACCAAGGAGGCAAGACCGGAAAAUUUCCUCUCAGCACCUGCAUGGUUUUACAUCCGGCGACUGAACGGCAGAGCUCCCUUGGGUUCUAUUCCUGAUAUACCAGCGUUAUCUUGUCACGAAAUAAAGGCGAGUGAAGGAAAAGACACUAUCAGCGGCAAGUACUGGCUGGAUCCAACGGGCACUGGGAAGGCAGUAUUGAUUUACUGUGACAUGAUUAAAGAGGAUAUGGAUGCAUGCAAGGGAGACAAACAUGACUGCGACCCGAAUGCAAACUGUACUAACACUUAUGGUUCCUAUGAUUGUGCGUGUAUGGAAGGGUACACUGGUGAUGGGCACUCAUGUGCGGAUAUUGACGAAUGUAAAACAAAUCUUUGCUCUUGCCACGUAAAUGCUGACUGCCUAAACACCAUUGGAUCGUACGUUUGUCGUUGUCACACUGGAUACAUUGGAAACGGCACCACUUGCAAUGCUGAUGUGUGCCAAUUCCACACUGUUCUGGAAGAUUAUGACAGAGACGUUAAGAACCGAACCCUGCCUGGAUAUGUAAAAUGUGACCAUAAUCUGAACUCCGGUUGGUAUCGCUUCCUGAACAUUUCAGGAAUAACAAUGCCGACUACAUGUCCACCUCGUUACACUUGCAGUACACUAUAUCCAGGUUGGUUGAAGGGCGAUCAUCCCACAGUGGAUGAGGGAGAAGUAAAAAGGACCGUCUGCUUCAGCAAGGGCUUAGGCUGGUGCUGUGAGGAAGCAUCCUUCAUUUGGGUGAAGAACUGCAGUUCCUUUUACGUCUACCGUUUGCCAUCAUUAGCCAAAUGUCCGUACCGUUACUGUUUCACGACAGAGGUAAACAUACAAGGUAUGGCUCUCAAGCGAUCCGUCUUUAAAAGGUGGUCGGUGGCGGCUCCACAUCUCUGCGAUGUGAAAUGUGGACAAGAGACCACGUGUCAGAGCUAUAACUACAAUAGAAAAUAUAAGAUAUGUGAACUAAAUAACCGCACCAAGGAGGCAAGACCGGAAAAUUUCCUCUCAGCACCUGCAUGGUUUUACAUCCGGCGACUGAACGGCAGAGCUCCCUUGGGUUCUAUUUCUGAUUUACCAGCGUUGUCUUGUCGCGAAAUAAAGGCGAGUGAAGGAAAAGACACUAUCAGCGGCAAGUACUGGCUGGAUCCAACCAGCAGUGGGAAGGCAGUAUUGAUUUACUGCGACAUGAUUAACGAGGAUACGGAUGAAUGCAAAGAAGACAACCAUGACUGCGACCCGAAUGCAAACUGUACUAACACUUAUGGUUCCUAUAAGUGUACAUGUACGGAAGGGUACACUGGUGAUGGGCACUCAUGUGCGGAAAGAAAUCGGACGAUGAUGUUUCCACAGUACUACAACUUUCCCGGAAGACGUUUAAUAAAUCAUGUUAUCCAAAGCGUAAUCGUCAAUAACUUGGAUUACUGCGUACUUUUUUGCUACCUGAACGACAACUGCGUCAGUCUGAACUUCAAGAAAAAUGCAGAGCUUGGGGGAAAAGGCUAUAUCUGUGAAGCAAAUAAUGCCACUCAUAUUGAAUAUGACGGUGAUCUGAUACAUGAUGGCGAUUUUUAUUAUCACGGUUCGAAGAGUGCCUGCGAUAAGAAUUCCUUGUGCCAAAAUAAUGCAACUUGUCAGUCUGGUUUUACGUCAAAGGGAUAUCGAUGCUUAUGCCCUCCUGGUUUCGAGGGUGAAUAUUGCGAAAAAGAUAUUGACGAAUGUAAAAGAAAUUUUUCCCAUUGUCACGUAAAUGCUGACUGCCUAAACACCAUUGGAUCGUUUGUUUGUCGUUGUCACACUGGAUACAUUGGAGACGGCACCAAUUGCAAUGAUUAUGACAGAGACAUUAAUUACCAAACCCCGCUUGGAGACGAAAAAUGUGACGAUAAUCUGAACUAUGGUUGGUAUCGCUUCCUGAACAUUUCAGGAAUAACAAUGCCGACUACAUGUCCACCUCCUUACACAUGCGGCACAACAUUUCCAGGUUGGUUGACGGGCGAUCAUCCCACAGUGGAAGAUGGAGAAGUUAGCAGGAGAGUCUGCUUCACCAGGCACUCAAGCCUGUGCUGUUACUAUUCUUACUUCAUUAUGGUGAGGAACUGUACUUCCUUUUACGUCUAUCGUUUGAUACCAACGAGAUGCAACUUCCGGUUCUGUUUCACAUACAACUAA
Molecule: messenger RNA, 2415 nt
Organism: Pocillopora verrucosa
Lineage: Eukaryota; Metazoa; Cnidaria; Anthozoa; Scleractinia; Pocilloporidae
Source: RefSeq, a predicted model, not a curated record